Xylaria bambusicola is the source of this 5175-nucleotide messenger RNA. Its product is annotated as transcription mediator subunit Med12. Gene Ontology annotation, cellular component: mediator complex. Bases 431 to 4987 code for a protein of 1518 amino acids. Gene Ontology annotation, molecular function: transcription coregulator activity. Lineage: Eukaryota; Fungi; Ascomycota; Sordariomycetes; Xylariales; Xylariaceae. Gene Ontology annotation, biological process: regulation of transcription by RNA polymerase II. The transcript has 3 exons. The record is from RefSeq and is a predicted model, not a curated record.
CCUCGUCGCACGCUCCUGUCAAGCCGUAACCACCGCAGAACCACCGCACCUCUCUCUAUUCCUCCCGACCUCGACCACCGAGCCAUGAGCACGAGCACCACUCUUGCCACACCACACACAUGGGAUCCUGACUCUCCGUUUGACAAAUCCGUGCAAUACAGCAAGACGCCGUAGCUACGACGUCCUCUACCGGCUCCUUUUCCGCUCGCACGUCUGCAUACACCUCGUUGCCCUUGCGACUCGAUCGUCGACUCUCCGUUUUUCACAACCCGCUUGGGGUUCGCAUCAUAACACCGCAUCCGUCCUUGACCUGCCUCACUUCCGCCCGUCUACAUCACGCCGAGGCUCCCCAUUCGACCUCAUACUCGACCGAUCCUCGUAUCCCUGCUUAUAUUGAAGAUAUGGAGUACUUACCGUCCCAGCGACUGCGAUGACCUCACGGCCCCCUUUGGCCAUCUCUCAGCGACAGCCUCAGAGAACACUCAGCGGCUCGGGGUUGUCGCAGAGACCCGCCACUCAGCGCUCGCUGUCCCAACAGUACCCUCCGCAGUCUCCAAUCCGAAGAUCCGAUAGCUUCAGCAGCGAACAGGGCAUCGAUGGGGGCGAUGGGGCGCAGAGCCGAUAUGGCACAACCCCAAGGAGGGGAGGAUCCAAACUCAAGCUGGAGCUGGCUAAUGAUGGCAUCGUUCACACGGGUUUUGUUGAAUCGCCCCAAAACCCGGACCCCUUGUCCGCGAAUAAGGUCUUCACGCCAUCACGGGUCAUGUCCAUGACUGACGCUCCUGACCUCGGUGAUAUGAGCCCACAACCCUCGCGAUGCCAGACCGCCGACGGAGAUGCAGCUCCUCUCCCCAUGCCUCCACGCCGGGCUCGAUUUGCGCCACCAACAAAGCGGUUCCAGCCGCCACCGACGACUACGCCGGCAAAGAAAGAUUCGCGCCCUAAGCCCUUCGUACUCGAAGCGCCUCCCGACGCUCCUCGGUAUUCUAAUAUGGGGAAGCAAGAGCCGUCUGGUAGGACCAGGAAAAUCAAAUGCGGUAGCCACCGAGAUACUAAUAUUUUCCCAGGCUAUGCCGAUUUCAACCCCUGGCGUGGAGGACACCCUGAAGACCAGUUCUCCGACAAUAUCAUUCGCAUCGGCUAUUUUGACAAGGCUCCGGCGCAACCAACUCAGGAAGCCGCAUCUGCAAAGGCUGCAUUGUUUCCCGCCUUGAAGCACAAAAGUGGGCUACAUGCAUUGUCAACCAUAUUAACUGGUGUCUUGGGCCAGCGGCGUCACAUUGGACAGAUCUCGUCACCGUCUACUUUCAAACCUCCACCGCGCGUCACCCUCACAGAUACCAAGAGAGAGGUUUGGCUAAAGGAUCUUGCGAAUCCGACCAUACCCCUUCGCCGGCUCAGUAGAACUAUCCCUCACGGUAUCCGGGGUCGCGUGCUACUCGACCAAUGUCUCAACAAGAAUGUACCAACUGAUAGAGCUGUUUGGCUUGCAAAAUGUGUAGGGGCAAACGAAAUCAGGGCUUUCAAGCGUAAGGGGGUUAACAACACAUUUGUCAUGGGCGGGGAAGUGAAAUGGAUUCGAGACUGGACCCUGUGCGUGGAACAGUUUCUAGAGGCCAUCAUAAGCGCAUUCACCGAAGAGGAUUGGAAGGCCAAGGUUACAUAUGCCAUUCGUCUCGCUACUCACCUCUAUGCCGAGCAUCUUCUCGACCGCGAUCAUUACAUGGAAUGGUUAAUAUCAAGCGUCGAAAAUAGUCAUGAAGCUAAGCUACCUAUGUGGCUUUUAUUAGUUCAGAUUUACUGGAAAGAUAUGCUCAAGCUUCGACGCCAUGGACGACGUCUCGUAACCGCUAUGCUUAACCACCACUGUUCGAUAUACGACAGUCCGGAUAGAGACAUUCUACUGCCAUUAUCGGCCCAGCUGGGAUCUCUCGUUGAAUCCCUCAUUCUAACAUGCCCGGACAGUUUUGUGCACCCUGCGACUUGGACUCAGUUUCGAGACUCCCUACAAACUUCCCUUCCUUUAGAUAAGGAAUCCACGUGUAUCAUAUUCAGAGCUAUCGACUCUCGAAAUGAUUCUUUAACCAGCUCUACGGUCAAAACACGACCAGCCGUUCGAAGUACAUUAGUUGCACUGCUCGACGACAUGCUGCGCCUGCCAUUCAAAGAUGAUAUUCCUGGACAACUACGCAAGGCUACUCAUAAUCCGUCAGUUCUCAUACGCACCACACUUGAAUGGUGUACAUCACUUUACCGGUUUGGUGCUGCGAAAGUCUAUAUCGCAGCAACGAUUCUACGGUCAAUAACAGACCCCAACACUGACCUUACCACCGAGAUACUUGUGUUUCUAGAUGCUGACGCACUUCAAGAAGCCCCACGAAAACAGAGUAUUUAUCACCUCAUCUCAGAGCUUGUUCGCUCAGGUCAUUUUUCUGUCCCUUUGUACAUCCAAUGGCUUAUCGCUCGAGGCGGCCUUGUUGACCCUUCUGCGGCGCAACCAGAUGGUCCUUGUUGUAUGAGGCUUCUAGCUGAGAUCCCUUCUCAUUCGUUCAGUGAUUCCAUGAAAAGUUUGAGAGCGUCUCUGCUUCGAAGGGCUUCUUUUUUCGUCGAAGAUGAAGAAAAAGAUAUCGGAACAGCAAUCAGAUGUAUCAAACACGUAUUAUCGAUUCCGCUUGAGCCCAAUGACCCUAUCUUACAAAAACCGCCAAUGAGUGUCAAAAAGUUAGCCAAGAGGAUAGGGCUAAGCAGUCGUUGUCUGAAAUAUGAGGUCUGUUCAUGGCUUGCACACGGCCUCGUCGAUAACACUGUUCAACAGUUUCAACCCGAUAAACCUCAUCUCGAGCCGCUUGAAAGAUGUUUUGAUAUAGUCCGAAACUUGUUAGAAGCCGCUCAAGAUUUCAGCAUGCUCGACACGACGCUAGAUUACCUAACACAGUCGUCCGACGUAGAGACGUUAUCCUACUGUGUGAACACUGUCAGCCUCCAUUUGCCCGUAUUUUUCGCGAUCGGCUCUGCAAAAUCGCUUUUCCAUUCGUUCUACAAUCGUCUCAAGGCUCUUAGCGUGGAACAAGGUCUUGGGGUGCGACCGCUUCUCGCCUCACUCGCCAGCCUUGCCCCCCGACUCCCAGGACUCGAGCCAAUCGCAUCACAGUUACGGAAUGAAUUGCUUCUGGCAGAUCGAAGUAAUGCCGUCGAUGCCUCAUCGCCGUUAUCAGACAAUAUGGCUACCCAGCUUCAGGAUGAUGAGACAGAAUUGGGUGAACAGAUCGAAAAGUUGGCCAACUAUACAAGCGCUGACAAGCAUACCAUGGAACGCCUCUUUCAUACAAUCGUGAGUAAGAUUGUCAUCUGCUGGGCCAAAGGCGAUGAACGACAACGUCCCUACUCUAUUCUAUUGUCACGUCUCAGAGUUUUCGACACGCAGUACUUUGACACUCUGAUGAAAGAGUGGGUACAACAUAUCCGCAAGCUGACGAAGCGAGCACCAAUUGCCCAAAUGUACCCACUGCUCGUCAGCUCCGGGUGUCUUUCACUCACUACCCUCCUAGCAACUGCACUAAGAGGUCAGGGUCAAGGUACACAGCCUCAACCCAACGCAGUGGGCUCAGCCUCUACUUACAUGCAAGAAAUCCUGCAACUGUUGAUGAAGCCUUUGAUUCCCGAUCAGAUCAUGGCCUCGGAUGACUGCUACCGUUUUCGAAUUAUCCAGGGACAAGCUCGCCUUGAAUAUGCCAAAGAGGUUAUGCUUUUGGUUCGUGGAUCGCUAGCGGAAUAUGCAGCAUCUCGAAACCAACAACCCCCUAGACCGCAGCCUCUCGAUGAUGAAAAAGUUAAGUCUUAUCUUUUUGAGCUACUUAGGGAUCUAGUCCUUAUCGAUCCUCAAGCUGCCAGCCAGACUUUGUCCCUGAGGAGCCCAGAUGCGAAGCUAGCUACGCUUAUUGAAGCCCUCACAACUAAACUUUUGGUUCCACAUAGCGGAGGUGGACAGAAGACUUUUGAGCAGGUCUUGGAGCUGGCAAAUGAGUUCACACUCCCAUUUUGCCAAGUCAAGCUUUCGCUAAAUCUAGCGAUUCAUGACCCCAGCACGCCUGAGGGAGCCGAGAAACUUCAAACGCAAUUCGAGCAACUUUCCAUUGCAAUGGAUAACGCGAUAGAAGCAGACAAUAUAAUGUGGACUGGGAUGCUCUCUUACUUAAGCUCUGACAUCACACUACAUCUGAAAAAUCGAGCAGAGGCGCGAUUUCUCGACCUGUUCCCCUCAAUCAAGAGCUUACCCUUUGACGAAGCUGCAUCUGGAAGUGACAUUCACAUGGCAGAGAAUUUACUAACGGUUGUUGAUUCGGUUCUUCGAGGUGCACUUAUGUCGAGACUCCCUCCCUUUUCAAGCGGGAUAGCGGACAGGCUGACAGAUCUUUGGGAGAUCUUGGCAUCUUCGAAUGAAGAGUGCGCAGGGUUGAAAGCAGCUGUACUUGCGCAUUGGCUGCCCUUACUUUUGUCAUUCCUUGCUCUUCAGGCCCCCCAAUUUUCAGCCGUCACAGAGGCUUCCAAGCUCCUGGGCAGUGACACCCGCGCCCGUAUCCUUGUUAUCCUGGCAGGGGUCAUGUUAGAGCUCGACAAGUACCAAGCCUCCCAACUAGGGCCACGCAUCUUCGAUAUUGCCCUAGUCCUCGCUGACAACCUGCCAGAGGAGGCCCGCCUCCAAUGCGUGCGUGCUGUGAAGGAUUACACUGCAGACCACCGGCUCCGGUACCUAUUCAGCUUUUCUGCGGAUCCGGCUGAAAACUUGAUGCUAGCACAUAGGGAAAAGCCUCCAGUUGGUGUCCACGAGCGCAGGAUGAUGGCCAUGAACUUCGGUAUCGGAAUGCCACCAGAGAAGCUUACACCCUUUACAUUCAGACGCUGGGAGAUCCUUAAUGAGCCAACUCCCAACGUAGGGGAGAACGACACAAGUCUAAGCUUGACAUUAUUUGAUGCUAGGAAGAUAUAGUAAUCCUUGAUAUUUUUCUGCUGAUACCCCCACCUAUUUUAUUCUUUGGUUCGUGGCGAGUAUUAGGAUGGCACAGCUACUACAGGUUUUUUUUUCUUUGUAACGUAAUAGACAUACUUCAUGACGGCGCCUGGCAUAUUCUGUUCAUGGGACACACUCAGGAUGGUCCUGGGAUUGCGGAAGGUUGA